Molecule: messenger RNA, 2090 nt
Organism: Protomyces lactucae-debilis
Lineage: Eukaryota; Fungi; Ascomycota; Taphrinomycetes; Taphrinales; Protomycetaceae
Product: kinase-like domain-containing protein
Exons: 1
Coding region: 133-2022 (629 amino acids)
Biological process (GO): protein phosphorylation
Molecular function (GO): protein kinase activity; ATP binding
Source: RefSeq, a predicted model, not a curated record
CCGAGGAAAAAAGAAAUCUCACGUGAAAGCCGACGACAAACCAAGGAGACAGCCAUAGACAGGAAGAGCGAGAGGCCUGGAGACUGAGCAGAGCACCAAGGAAGGCGGCUGAGGAGGCAGCACGAAGAUGUCAUGGCAGUUACCAGUGCGCAAGACUUUGUCCGCCAAGAAGUGAUUGGCAGGGGCAGCUAUGGUAUUGUCUACAGAGGGCAGCACAAGGAGUCGGGCGCGCUCGUCGCCAUCAAGGUCCUGAAUCUCGAUACGGUCGAGGAUGAGGUCAGUGACAUUCAAAAGGAGAUUGUCCUCCUACAGUCCCUCAAAUCGGGCGACGCGCAAAAUGUCGUCAAGUAUCACGGCAGCUUUUUGAACGGCAUGCGCCUCUGGAUCAUCAUGGAUUACUGCGAAGGAGGCUCCAUCCGAACACUUAUGAAGUGCGGCAGGAUCGAGGAAAAGUACAUUGUCAUUAUUGUGCGCGAAGUCCUUGCUGCCCUCAUCUAUAUCCACAAGUCACACAUGAUUCACCGCGACUUGAAGGCAGCCAAUAUACUCGUCACGAACGAUGGCCGUGUGCAGCUCUGUGAUUUCGGCGUCGCAGCGCAACUUGCUGCGAAUCACUUCAAGCGCAAUACCUUCGUUGGUACCCCGUAUUGGAUGGCACCGGAAGUGAUCUCAGACGGACUCAGCUACAACUACAAAGCAGACAUCUGGAGUUUGGGCAUCACCAUCUACGAGAUUGCCACUGGUAAUCCACCGCACGCUGAUCAAGAGCCAAUGAGAGCCAUUUUUCUUAUUCCACGGUCGCAACCGCCGCGUUUGGAAGGGCCCCAAUUUUCCAGUGCGCUUAAAGAGUUUAUUGCUGCUUGUUUGUGUGAGAAGCCAGAGGAGCGACUACCAGCCUCAGAGCUGCUUAAACUCAAGGUCAUUAAGCAAACAGCAAAGACGCCAACCAGCAUACUCAAAGAGCUGGUCGCACGAUAUGAAGCAUGGCGCAAGUCUGGCGGCGUACGACAGUCUAUCGCGAUCCAAGAUGACCUGGCAGAUGAAGAUUUUGACGGCAAGUUUGGCUUGGAUGAUGAUAUCGGCAAUGGUCAAGACGGCUGGGACUUUGGCACGGCGAGGAAACCAAUGAAGCCGCCUCGACUGGAAAUGACGUGGGAGCAGUCUGCUUCAGCAACAGAGGACUUGCUCAAGACUAUCAAACCCACAACGCGAGAAGAGCAGCGUCAGCUUGAUCACCCGCUCCUCAAGUUGUUCGGUGAGGUGCCUUCAACAGAGGCAGCAGAAACAAUACCUCAGACUCCAAUUGCAGAACCUCUGAUUGAAAUGCCAGCCAUGAAUGCCACAUCGCUUGCCACAGCUUCUAGUAUCAGCUUACCAUUCUUGCAGUCGGAGCAAACGCCACCCAUGUCGGCAAGGGAUGCUCUGCCAAGACCAGUCAGGCAGGAUUCUGCCAGUUCAGUCACAUCCACCAUUGGUCCUAGUUCGAGACAAACUUCACCUGUACGGACGGCCCCAACGCUGACGCCGGCAGGGUCGCCGUCUCGUCAACUUGGCAAGCCACUGGUUCUUCAAAGUAACGGCUCGACGCAGUCGUUGCCUGAAGCGAUGCCUCGCAUGCAACAGCCAAUGCCCAACAGCAAGCGCGAAGGUAUGCACAUUCGGAAGCCAUCAAAUCUCAAUUUGGUAUUGACGACACCAUCAAGCAAUGGCGGAUUUCAGUGGCAAAGCAGUGACUUGUCGCUUGCAUCGCCUGCGCGAGUCAAUAUGUCGAAUGGACAUGGCACAGCUGCAUCGACACCGACGACAAGCAAACCGCCCAUGCUGCCCCCGCUACACGUCCCAACAAAUGGCAAAGUGGAAAGUAUCCAACCGCUUGAGCCAUUGAAUCUGAGCGUCCUGGCUAAUGAAGACGCAGAUGCUGUUGUGGAGGAACUCGACAAAGUGAUUGUGGGCAUUCUAGAUAAGCUGCUUGCGGUGGAGAAUAACCUAUCGGCCAUGAGCCUCAAGCCAUCAGCCUCAUAGUUCAAACAUCAAGUCGCUUCGCAGUACCCAUUUGACCCCGCUUUUAACAGGAAGACCUUCAUGCAAGA